This is a messenger RNA of Phanerochaete carnosa HHB-10118-sp, 2737 nucleotides long. RefSeq lists its product as uncharacterized. Bases 886 to 2364 code for a protein of 492 amino acids. The record is from RefSeq and is a predicted model, not a curated record. Lineage: Eukaryota; Fungi; Basidiomycota; Agaricomycetes; Polyporales; Phanerochaetaceae. Gene Ontology annotation, cellular component: nucleus; cytosol. Gene Ontology annotation, molecular function: cysteine-type deubiquitinase activity; cysteine-type endopeptidase activity. The transcript is spliced from 7 exons. Gene Ontology annotation, biological process: protein deubiquitination.
AGAUACCACACUCGCUACUCGAACCACGGCGGCCGGGACUCGGGCAACCUGCUUACCUCCCUCUUCGCAAACGAACUCGUCCAGCAGCUCGCACCGUUGCUCCUCAUUCUCGUCGUUCCGCUAUUCGUGCUACUUACGAACAAACACAAACGCGCGAUAGUUUAUCCUGUCCGUGUUCUGCUGCGCUACGUGGCCAUGGUGCUGCAAAGCCUGGCUGGCGCACUGCCGUGGAACUGGUAUGCGGGGUCAAAGGAGAAGACCUCAGAGAAGAAGAAGAUCGUGAGGACACGGGCCGAGCAGUCUGGGCUGUCCAACGGGUCACCAGCCCAAGGCUCGAGCAAGGAUGAGCUUGACGACCAGAAACAGGACUUCGAACCCGAAGAUGCUGAAGAUGAAGGGUAUUAUCCUGGGAUCGUCAAUAUAUCUGGGACGUACUGUUUUAUGGACUCAACUCUCCAAGCUCUUGCGUCGUUGGCGUACUUACAGCCUUACAUCAACGCCAUUCAUAUACGUGCGGAAGAGCUCGAUAUUCCGACGCCGGUGGUAGAUGCGUUACGUGAUAUAUUGCACGAACUAAAUACGCCGCGGUCAAGUCGAACAUCUCUCCGGCCUCAUGCCCUUAUCCAAGCGUUGUCUGCGCCACCUCCAUCAUCAUGUGCUGGUUCACGCAGCAGCAACCGACUAUUCUCUUCCCGAGAACACCAAGAUGCCCAAGAGCUCUUUCAAGUGCUUAUCGAAGCUGUGAAGACAGAAGCCGCAGAAGUAGCGCACGAAGCUGGGCGUGAUCUCGGCCUCGGCGGGGCCUUGUCGCCCAUACCCAAGCAGCCUAGCCAUAGUGUCGUGAACGGUGGUGCGGCGCCGCACCGAGAUUCUGAGCUGGAGAUCAUGAGCAUCACGAAGAGUGUCUUUGACGGCCUGACCGCCAAUCGGAGGUGCUGCGUCGAAUGUGGAUACACCGAGGCCGUCAUGCACUUCUCCUUCGACAGCUGGCAGUUAGCUUUGCCAAGGGCUAACGCCUGUGGUCUAGAAGAUUGCCUCGCGGAUUACACUCGCCUCGAGGUUCUUACGGACUGCAUAUGUCGGCGCUGUUCGAUGGAGGCGACGUAUGAGAAAUAUGCUAAGGAAGGAGUCGUCGAGAAGCCCAUUUCUCCACCCGCUUCCUCUUCAGCGACGUUGCCGACCCCGGAUGCCACUGAUAGCGUACCCAUGACCCCGGUAUCAAAGUCCAAGAAGAAGCGGGCGCAAGAAUCCCGCAAGUUGGCUUCUCGUGUGAAAGAUCUAAUUGAUGCCGGCCGAGUCGAAGAAGAUGUGAAGGGUGUCCAGGUUGUGAAGGUCGCUCGAGCGUCGACGAAGCAAGCUAUGGUUGCACGACCGCCACCGAUCCUAGUUCUGCAUCUCAACCGUUCUCUGCACUUUGGUGGCGUGUACGGCGCGGCCAAGAACAGCUGUAGGGUGUCAUUCGCUGAAAUUCUCGACUUAACGCCGUACACGACAAGUGGGAUGCUGAACACGAGCCCACAAGCACCGAUAUCUGGACCAGGCUUCCGGCCCUCGAUCUUCAUGCAGUCAACCGGCGUUCCAAAGGUUGAUCCAUCUACGCGAACGCUCUACCGCCUCAGCGGUGUUGUCGUGCACUAUGGCCAGCACUCCUUCGGACACUACGUGUGCUAUCGGCGAAGGCCGCGGCCUGCGCGCCUACCGGACGAGAAGCGAUGGCUGCCGCCGGGUGUGCGAGGGGAAGGCGAGAGCGGGCUCGCAAGCCUUGAGAGCAUACGCGGCACCGGCAGAGGUUGGCUCCGCGUGAGCGAUGACGACGUCCGCGAGUGCGGGAUCGAGAGCGUACUGCAGGAGGGCGCCGGCGCGUUCAUGCUCUACUAUGAACGGAUCGUCGUCCCGCCAACACCACCGCCCGGCGCACCGCUGGCAAACGGCCAGGCGCAUCUGCCCGCGCAAAACGAGCAACUCGCAACACCGGUGGACAUCGCGAGCACCCCGGUGGACUGCGUGAGAAGGCACGGAGUGUACCUCGACGACGACGAGCGCACUCCGCGCUGCUCGGAGGAGACGCUCAAACCCGCAAACGGGUACCGCAAGGCGAACGGCUCGAUCGACUCGCUCGCGUCGACGCUCGUGGACGACGUACAUGAGGGCACCAAAGCGAAAGGCGGCGCGGGCUCACCUGCGCAGGCUAGCUUGGAGCCAAGGCUCGUGCGCAGCGUCAGCCUCGGCCCGUACCACGCGGAUAAUCGGCCUCCGCCUGAGAGGUCGAGCGAAGUGCAGAAAGUUGAGGAGCACGAAGAGAGUGCAAUGCCUAACAGUAACGCGGCCGCCGCCGAUGGGGAUCGCCAGUUGAACGCAUCGUGAGUCGCGACGAGGGUUCAAAAUGGGAUGUAGACCGGACGAGAGGGCGAUGAUCACAUCCGCGGCAGCCGAUGGUGCUGGCCCCGCACCCAGGAGCUCUCCGGCAUGAGUUUCCUAGAAGGUCGCAGUCUCUGCACUGCCAGGGCACUUCACGGACUAGCAUGCAACGCCUCGUCCGGGGAGCAGCGGCGCAGCUUGAGCUGCGUAUAGACAACGGAUGCGAAUCGUGCGGGUUGUAUUUUAUUCGUAAAACGCUUUGUUGGUCUGCUGUAUACUGAUAUGUAUCUUCGCCCUGUGCUCGCUGCUGGAGCUGUGCGCGUACGACUCGAGAGAGCUUGGAUUGUCUGGGGCGUAAUUCUAUAUGUCGAGUUUCAAA